Molecule: messenger RNA, 1664 nt
Organism: Anguilla rostrata (American eel)
Lineage: Eukaryota; Metazoa; Chordata; Actinopteri; Anguilliformes; Anguillidae
Gene: psmg2
Product: proteasome (prosome, macropain) assembly chaperone 2
Exons: 7
Coding region: 133-915 (260 amino acids)
Biological process (GO): proteasome assembly
Cellular component (GO): cytosol; nucleus
Source: RefSeq, a predicted model, not a curated record
ACGACUCGGCACAAGAAGGACCCAAAGGUGCAUGGAGGAAAAGUAAAACAAGUGGUUUCCUUAUGACAUUAUAGAUAACGAAGUUUUAAACAGUUUCGUUAUAUAUAGGGGCUUUCAAAUUUUACUUACAUCAUGUUUAUACCUAUUGAAAACACUUCACCCUGCUUCAAAGAAUUUACCUUGGUUAUGCCUGCUGUAUCCGUGGGGAAUGUUGGCCAACUUGCGACAGACCUCAUAAUUUCCACCCUCAACAUGCCUCGAGUAGGGUACUUCCACACCGACUGCCUUAUUCCCUUGGCAGGGAACAAUCCUUAUGCACCAUCCGCAGAUAAUUCAGCUGAAUUGUGCACGACCGCAGAAGUUUACUCUUUGCCUGACUUGAAGUUGACUGUGCUGCAGAUUCGGUCCCCAAUCAUUCAGACGAAGCGUAAACAAUUUCGUAAGCUGAUUACUUCCUGGAUCAAGUCUAGUGGCUUUGCUCGAACGGUUUUACUGUCCAGCAGUCAUGCUUACCAGAGGGAUGACCAGCAGAUUCACAGCGCUCCUCUACGGUACCUUCUGAGCCCAGCCAUGCAGCGCAUUUCCGGCGACGCCCUGAAGGAGCUGGAGUGGAGCGAGAUGGAGAGGGUGAAACUCUUCCCCGGGAUCAGUGAAACGGAGGAAAGGCUCUACAUUCCGGGAGGGGGCGUCACCAAAGGCCUCUACGUAGACUGCUGUUCUGAAGACAUCCCACUAGCAGUGGUGUUGACCUUCUGCUCUGAAGGCGACAACAUCCCGGACGCCUUCGCCCUUGUCAACCAUCUUAACGACUGGCUCCACCUGGUGGGCAAACCUGAAAAUGCACGCUCGCAGUGGAAAGCCCCCUGCUCGUGGAGACUGCUUUUCGGAAGUGGCAUUCCCCCGGCCAUCUUCUGAGGGCGGGGCAGCCUGACCUGUCCUCUCGCAGCCGGCUCCCCCUGCUGCUGACACAGGGAAAUGGGCUGUCUGCCCGCCCAUGCCCUGCAAAAGGAUCAACUGAUGGGCUCUAUGUAGACUGAUAUGAUCAUUUUCCCUUUAUAUCUCAGUUUUCAUCUCCAUAUUGUGGCUAGCUUUGUUAGGUGCCCAUUGUCUGCUCUCUCCAUGGCAACCACCUGUGGGAUUUGAUUUCUGGAUCUCAUUCAGUAGCACUGGUGUCAUGGUGACUGUAAUGUAAUGCCAAUAGUGGCCGUGCACUCAGAAUGUAGAGGCUUAAUUAAAAUAUGGAUAUUAUCUUUGGUGGUAGAAAGUAUAUUUAAUUUUGUAUCACCAAAUCUGAGUUCAGGUGAAAAUUGAAAUUUUCACAAAAAAAGAAAAAUCUUAUCGCAGGAGUUCCUGUGUGUACUCGCUGCAGAUCAGUUGACCAAAUAAAUGCAUUCGAUCUUAAAACACAGGUAGAUAAUAAAGUGAUACGUUUAUUUAGGCACACAAAAAACAACCAGAUCCUGCCCCAAAGUACCUGUUUUUAAUGAGUAUAUUUUGUAUGUUACGUUUGCUUUAUCACAAAAAUGUAUCGACUCCAUAGAUAUUCAAUCCUUUUGACCCAUGUAAUUAAUGUAUUACAUUAUGUUGCACUUCGGGUAUGUAAAUAAACCCUAUUGGCUAUUGCGCAUCAUUUGCAAUUUUGUAAUAAAUGGAUGUCAUUUGAA